Messenger RNA from Labrus bergylta (ballan wrasse), 1425 nucleotides. NCBI's taxonomy places the organism in Eukaryota, Metazoa, Chordata, Actinopteri, Labriformes, Labridae. The record is from RefSeq and is a predicted model, not a curated record.
AUGUCGGUUUCUAUGGCAACAGACUCUUACCCACCCCUCGACUGGUCAGCGGCCUCGGUAACCCCUGCAGGCAGAAACAUCACCAGCCGGCAACGUGACCCCGUUCUGGCGGUGGCUGAGGUCGUGGUGCUGGCGGUCAUCUUGGUGAUGGCGUUGCUCGGCAACGGGCUGGUGCUGGCGGUGCUGCUGAGGAGGAGACGACACAACAACCCACUGCACCAGUUCAUGCUCAACCUCUGCGUGGCCGACCUGGUGGUGGCGCUGUUUCAGGUGUUGCCUCAGCUCGUCUGGGACGCCAAGGGUCGUCUUCCCGGGCCGGACUUCCUGUGUCGCCUGGUAAAAUACCUGCAGGUCCUCGGGAUGUUCGCCUCUUCCUACAUGAUCGUUGCCAUGACGAUGGACAGACACUAUGCCAUCUGCUGCCCCCUGCUGGCACACCGCAGCGGGGCCACCCAGCGCUGGAACAGCUUCAUACUGCUGGCCUGGGGUCUGUCGCUGCUGCUCAGCCUGCCACAGGUUUUUAUCUUCUCACAGUCCGAAUUGGCUCCGGGUGUUUAUGAGUGUUGGGGAAACUUUGAAGAGUCCUGGGGCCUCAAAGCCUACGUCACCUGGAUGACUCUGGCCAUCUUCAUCCUCCCUGUCCUCAUCAUCACCGUCUGCCAGGUGAGAAUCUUCAAGGAGAUCCACAACAAUCUGUACCUGAAGUCAGAACGUCGCCUGUCCCCUGUCUCCCUCCCUCCAUCCAGACGGGACAGCCAGAGAGGAGGAGGAGGAGGAGGAGGAGGAGGAGGAGGAGGAAGCGGAGGAGGAGGAAGUGGAGGAGGAGGAGGAAGUGGAGGAGGAUGCAGAGGGAGGUCCAGUCUGUCUCUGUACGUUUCACCAAUCAUUUUCAACAACCCUGCGGAGAGUCAGACCAGCUUCGAGCCCGGAUCUACUUUUGUACACGUGCCCAUGAGUCCACUCAGGACCAACAGUCUGACUCCACAUUGUGAAAUCCACACCUACACAGCUGUUCACCCAGCUGAGCAGCAGCCUGACGUCCUGCCUGACCCUGCAGCGCCCUCUGCUGUCUGCUGCAGCCCCCCCAAAGCGCCCCCGGCCCGUGGAGGAGAGAUAACAGCGGCCAUGUCAAAGACAGUGAGGAUGACUCUGGUCAUAGUGCUCGUCUACUCGCUGUGCUGGGCCCCGUUCUUCAGCGUCCAGCUCUGGGCCGCCUGGGACCCCAACCCACCACUGAACGAUGCAGUGUUCACGCUGCUCAUGCUGCUGGCCAGUCUGAACUCCUGCACCAACCCCUGGAUCUACUCCGCCUUCUCCAGCAGCAUCUCCCCGGAGCUCCGUCUCCUGCUGCUGUGCCGAAAACACACACCACGCCGAGGCUCCUUCCCGAGCGACUCCACCACCACACACAACUCCAACUACUGA